ACUCAACUGAACACACUCAGCAGCCAUUAUUUCUGUUCAGCUUCCUUCCGCCGGCGAUUGUUGCUCAGAUCACUCUCUUAACGAAGCAGAAGUGCUAUUUUGACAUAAACCAUGACAACUGUGACGGCCUCUUGUGUGGUAACAAGAAGCGCGUGCCUCAACAACAUUGGAACCUUGAGAACAGAGGCCAAAGUGAAUUUGCAUCAGAUAACUCUGAAUAACCAGGCAUUGACUUAUGAUGGGUUAAGAUCUCUGAACAAGCUGUGCCUGAGAACCACCAAUGCAAUCAAAACCUCUUCCUCUCAGAGAAGUGAUAAAAGUGGGAGUGACAAGGUUUUGGGGAAAAUUGUAUGUGGCAAAGGGAUGAACUUGAUCUUUGUGGGAGCUGAGGUAGGACCAUGGAGCAAAACUGGUGGACUUGGUGAUGUUCUUGGAGGGCUUCCAACAGCUUUGGCCGCAAAUGGGAACCGUGUUAUGACAGUGUCGCCGCGUUAUGAUCAAUACAAGGAUGCUUGGGACACUUGUGUGCAAGUGGAGGUUGAAGUUGGAGAUAGAGUAGAAACUGUCCGUUUCUUUCACUGCUACAAGCGAGGAGUUGAUCGUGUUUUUGUGGAUCACCCACUGUUCCUUGAGAAGGUAUGGGGCAAGACAAGGUCAAAACUCUAUGGCCCAACGGCUGGACUGGAUUAUAAAGAUAACCAACUUAGAUUCAGCUUGUUGUGCCAGGCUGCACUUGAGGCACCAAGGGUUUUGAACUUAAACAGCAGCAAAUAUUUCUCUGGACCAUAUGGGGAAGAUGUCAUCUUUAUUGCAAAUGAUUGGCACACUGCUCUCCUUCCAUGCUACUUGAAAUCAAUGUACAAGUCCAGGGGGAUUUACAAAAGCGCAAAGGUUGCAUUUUGUAUUCAUAACAUAGCCUACCAGGGUAGGCAUACCUUUUCGGACUUCUCUCUUCUCAAUUUACCUAGCGAAUUCAAGAGCUCUUUUGACUUUUUUGAUGGGCAUGUUAAGCCUGUGAAGGGAAGGAAAAUUAAUUGGAUGAAGGCAGGCAUAUUAGAAUCGGACAGAGUGUUCACAGUAAGUCCAUAUUAUGCCAAGGAACUUGUUUCAGGAGAGGAAAGAGGUGUGGAAUUGGACAAUAUAAUUCGUGCAGCUGGUGGCAUCACUGGUAUCGUGAAUGGCAUGGAUAAUCGAGAGUGGAGUCCACUAACUGAUAGGUACAUAGGUGUACACUACGAUGCAACAACUGUCACCGAGGCAAAAUUUCUGCUGAAAGAAGCCCUUCAAGCAGAGCUUGGCUUACCGGUUGACAGGAGUAUCCCUUUGAUAGGGUUCAUUGGUAGGCUAGAAGAGCAGAAAGGUUCAGAUAUUCUUGUAGAAGCUAUCCCAAAGUUCAUUGAUCAGAAUGUUCAGAUUAUAGUUCUUGGAACUGGCAAAAAGAUCAUGGAGAAGCAAAUUGAGCUACUAGAGGUCAUGUAUCCUGACAAGGCUAGAGGGGUAGCAAAAUUCAACGGUCCCUUGGCUCACAAGAUUAUUGCUGGAGCUGACUUUAUAGUGAUCCCAAGUAGAUUUGAGCCCUGCGGUCUAGUUCAGUUGCAUUCUAUGCCAUAUGGAACGGUGCCCAUAGUUUCCUCAACUGGUGGACUAGUUGACACUGUAAUAGAAGGCUUUACUGGAUUUCACAUGGGAGCAUUCAGCGCGGAAUGUGAGACUAUUGAUCCUGCUGAUGUGGAUAAGUUAGCAGCUACCGUUAAGAGAGCCCUUCGAACCUAUGGUACCCCUGCCUUGAAAGAGAUGAUCCAGAACUGCAUUGCCCAAGACUUUUCAUGGAAGGGACCAGCCAAACAAUGGGAAAAGGCGUUAUUGAGCCUAGAGGUCGCUGGCAGCGAACCUGGAAUAGAUGGGGAGGAGAUUGCUCCUCUUGCAAAGGAAAACGUCGCCACUCCUUGAGCAUCAUCGUUGAUAUUCUGAUUUCUAUUAUGGUCAUGGUCAAGAACGUUAUCUAAUGCUUGCCUACAGUCAGAUUAUAGACGUACGUAGCUACCAACUCAUAACUUGAUCAACGAGUUCCAACGAAGGGACCCAAUCGUUUUACGAUUGAACUUUUGUGUAAAGCUCUUUUUCAAGCAAUGUAUAAAACCAAUACUAACAUCAAUGAAAUUUGAAGCACCUGAGUUGUACUAAGUUAAAAUGUGAUGUAAGGGAAUAAAGGCCUAGAUGUUGGUGU
Molecule: messenger RNA, 2227 nt
Organism: Gastrolobium bilobum
Lineage: Eukaryota; Viridiplantae; Streptophyta; Magnoliopsida; Fabales; Fabaceae
Product: granule-bound starch synthase 1, chloroplastic/amyloplastic-like
Exons: 14
Coding region: 112-1950 (612 amino acids)
Molecular function (GO): alpha-1,4-glucan glucosyltransferase (UDP-glucose donor) activity
Source: RefSeq, a predicted model, not a curated record